GUCGCGGAUAGGUUCGUGUAGAUGGGAUCUCCACAUGGCCACGCCCACUGCCCGAUACAUACCGACCAAUUAAACUAGAUCAAAGCAGCUCGGGUUUCCAAUUAAGACAAGACGCUGAGCGCGCGCGCGCGAGCACGUCUGUGGGACUGCACGCCGCUUUGAGAGCCGGAUAGAAAGGCGAACUCGAGGAACGUGCCUGUGAGCAAGCAGCGUUUAUAUCCGCAACCAUACCAUUUACGAAGUGCGUUAAUCUGGGGGAUUUGGGACGGAAAUGCUGCAUUGAUUCAAAACACCGGCUCUUAGCGCGUGCAUGUGCCAGGGAGAGAGAGAGAGAGAGAGAGAGAGAGAGAGAGAGAGAGAGAGAGAGAGAGAGAGGGAAAACACCUUAUCUGAAAUGAAAUGAGGACCGAAUUGGAAAAGAGAGACAACAUGAAGAAGAAAUGCGCCAUCUCGAAGAUCUUUAAAGUUCGUAAGAGGCGGGAGCUGCUGUGCGCGCAGGCCGGUUUGUUAUGCAGCAUGCUGCUGGGGGUUUGGUCCAUGUCGGAGCUCCUCACCCAGGCAGGUCACGGCAUGAUCAUAGACGGUGGGAUAAAUGUUGACGCCCACUGGGGCAGGAAACUGAUGGCUACAGUGCAAAACAACGAGACACUGAAGAAGAACUGUACUGAGCCAGCCGUACAUGAAUUUCCUGAUGACUUUUUCACGAAUUCUGAGCGGAAAAGUGGAGCAGUGCUAUUGCAUAUCAUAGCGGCGCUGUAUAUGUUCCUGGCACUGGCCAUUGUGUGUGACGACUACUUUGUGACCUCUCUGGAGAAGAUAUGUGAGAAGUUGGAUCUUAGUGAGGAUGUCGCAGGAGCCACCUUCAUGGCUGCAGGAAGCUCGGCGCCUGAACUCUUUGCAUCCGUUAUAGGUGUGUUCAUCACUCACGGAGAUGUUGGAGUAGGAACCAUCGUUGGCUCGGCAGUCUUCAACAUCCUCUGCAUUAUUGGAGUGUGUGGGAUUUUUGCUGGACACGUGGUGCUGUUGACGUGGUGGGCUGUGUUUCGGGACUCACUCUACUACAUCCUGUCUGUUGUGGCACUGAUUGUCUUUAUCUAUGAUGAGAAGAUCGUAUGGUGGGAAAGCUUGGUGUUGGUGGUCAUGUAUAUGGGAUACAUUCUGAUCAUGAAAUUUAACUCCACCAUGCAGACUUUUUUCACUGGAAAAGGGAAGAAGAAUGUUGCUAACGGAAACGCAACAAGCGGACACGAGCUAGAGGACGUCAAACCUAGUAAGACCUACAAUCGAGGCUCAGUGAUCAUGGUAGACGAGAUCAUCAAUGCCAGUCCCCCGAAUUAUCGUUUUCCCGAGGCUGGGCUUCGUAUCAUGGUCACCAACCACUUCGGACCCAAAACUCGCCUGCGCAUGGCUAGCCGUCUCAUUAUUACAGAGAGGCAGAAAUUGGUGCAGGGAGCCAAUGGCAUUGAGGUGGCGGUGGUGGAUGGAAAGAGCGACAUCGAGAAUGGGAACGUGCCCGAGGACAAGCUGAGCGAGGAGGACGAUGGAGACCUGACCUCACCGUUCUCUAUACCAAAGGGCUGUAUGAACAAGACCAAAUGGCUGGUCUCAUGGCCUCUGCUGCUCCUGCUCUUCUUCACCAUCCCAAACUGCUCCAGACCUCGCUGGGAGAAAUACUUCAUGCUGUCCUUCAUCCUUUCGACGGUCUGGAUUGCGGUCUUCUCCUACUUUAUGGUGUGGAUGGUGACCAUCAUCGGGUACACGCUCGGUAUUCCUGACGUUAUUAUGGGCAUCACGUUCCUGGCAGCCGGCACUAGCGUCCCAGAUUGCAUUGCCAGCCUGAUUGUUGCUCGCCAAGGUCUGGGUGACAUGGCUGUGUCUAACAGCAUCGGCAGUAACGUGUUUGACAUCCUGGUGGGACUUGGAUUGCCGUGGGCUCUGCAGACGAUGGCCAUCAACUACGGCUCAGUGGUGAUGAUAAACAGUCGAGGGUUAGUGUACUCUGUCGUGCUGCUGCUUGGCUCCGUUGCUCUCACUGUCCUGGGAAUCCAUAUCAACAAGUGGAAGCUGGACUUUAAGCUGGGUGCGUACGUGCUGGUCCUGUACGCCAUCUUCCUCUGCUUCUCCAUCAUGAUCGAGUACAACGUGUUCACCUUCGUCAACCUGCCUAUGUGUCAGGAGGACCAUUAAAAUCCACUCCGUCUCCUCCACAUCCUGCUAAUGUUCACCUCCAUCCAGUCCCUCUAGAUUUUUUUCUCUCAACCCUUACCCAAAUUCUCUCUCUCUGUCUGUUCUUUACUAGCCGCUGGUCUUCCACUGCAGUAUCAAAACCACCAUUACCUCAAAGUGGACCGAGAUGUCGUUCUUUAUCUUGCGUUCAAUUCUAGAUAUUCUUUCACUGACAGCAGUCCACAAAGUGUUUGAUGUUUAUCUGGUGACCAGGAGCUUGUCUCACCAUAGCAGGUCAAUAAAACAAUAACACAAGCCCUCAGUCAUGAAAAACCAAGUUCUCUCCAUGAUCCAAAACAAGGAUCUUCUUGUUGGCAGCUGAUUUAUUCUUGGGGGG
This is a messenger RNA of Tachysurus fulvidraco (yellow catfish), 2563 nucleotides long. RefSeq names its product solute carrier family 24 member 4b (gene slc24a4b). NCBI's taxonomy places the organism in Eukaryota, Metazoa, Chordata, Actinopteri, Siluriformes, Bagridae. The record is from RefSeq and is a predicted model, not a curated record. Bases 400 to 2187 code for a protein of 595 amino acids. The transcript is spliced from 17 exons. Gene Ontology annotation, biological process: calcium ion transmembrane transport; intracellular calcium ion homeostasis. Gene Ontology annotation, molecular function: calcium channel activity; calcium, potassium:sodium antiporter activity. Gene Ontology annotation, cellular component: membrane.